This is a messenger RNA of Geodia barretti, 896 nucleotides long. The record is from the annotation of a GenBank genome assembly. Lineage: Eukaryota; Metazoa; Porifera; Demospongiae; Tetractinellida; Geodiidae.
UAUAUAAACCACGGAUAAAAAAUGCCACUCUCGAAUAAUACAACCCAUAACAUCAGUCAGCAGCCAUGGAAAAGGGGAGAAUGUGUGAAAAUGGACCAGCAGUGUUUGCUGGAACAUAGCACUUUUCACAAAAGACAAACAAAGCUCCUUGAUGUGUAGCUAUAUACUCAUUAGUGGAAGUAUCCUUGACUGCAGCUUGGUCUUACUCCCUCUCAUCUCUGGAAUUCCUGGAGCUUGGCCCCUCCUCUGCCAACCUCACUGGAUCCAACUCUGACCCCAUCCCCAUCUCCCUACCAAAUGGCUUCCCUUUCUCCAAUGAAACUGAGUCCACAGUUUUUGUGAAUGUCAAUGGAUUCCUGUCAUUCAGAACAGCCAGAGACUAUGGUUUUCCUCGUGGACUAUUCAGCUCCACUUCUGACUAUACUCAUAUCGUGGCUCCUUACUGGGCUCUGUAUGAUACUUUUCAACAAGGCAAAGUGGCAUAUGAAGUACACACUACUGGAGAUCUCCUGGACCAAGUCAACUGGGCAAUGUCUCAGGAGCUGAAUGCGACCUUGAAGGAGUGUGGCUGCUGGUGGUCUACUGGAACAACGUAUACAGUCGUUCGGAUAAUCAGGGGCUGCACAUUGUUUAAGGCCAACACAACUUCCAAACCGAGCAGGUUCCAGGCAGUGUUGGUGACAGAUGGCACCAAGUCUUACUGCCUAUUCAUCUAUCACUGUGAUUUUCUCCGGUUCUCUGGAGCUGCCGUUGGUUUCUCAGCCUCUGGUAACUUCUUCUUCAACCAUAGACACUCUCGCUCGAGUGACUCCAAGGAGGUGGCCUGUAGCAACAGACCUGACAGUGACUGGAACACUCUGGUCUAUGCCUUACACUAUGACGGUAUGAAGAAAUAA